CUAUUCGACAAUGACAACGAGGGCCAUUUCCAAGGAAACGAACACGAGUACAACGAAAGCGAGGAAGGAGGUAUCCGGAUGAAUCAGAGGUCAUAACUGUCACACUGUGUGGGACCUUGUCUAAGCCCAGUUUGAUGAAGAGGGGAGCUUAGAGUGAAUGAGUGGAUGGCGUUUGAUGCAGUUUAGAGGAGGACAGUUGUCGCAGUAUCACUCGUCACACCGUACCAAGUAGAUUCGUACCGUCAACCAUGUGUGUCAGAUAGAAGCACGUUAUGGUACAUUGCGCAUCUCGACCAAGAGAUAUGUGGGUAGAAAUCUAGUUAGUGUUGACCCUUUGCCACGUUGACUAGUGUAUCUGACCAUCGCGAACUCCGCGACUCGGUACAUUUCCAACUAAAUCCUUCAGCCCACCCGGUGGGUGGGAUCAUCGAAAUUCAGGAGUUGGUCUUGAUUUCUCGGUCUCUGUUCAUCGCUCCUCUCGUGUCAGGUGUACCUUGACGAUCACGUCCUGUCGGCACCGCGACACCACUUCCCGCAGUGCCAAAUUCAGCAUUCGGUUGCGAUAACGUUGUCCAACCUCUGAUUUCUCCGAUCGUCAAGGGAAAUUGUCUUCCGCCACAUCUAACGAUCAUCCAAGUUCCGACUCACUUGCUGAAGAAAUAAAGCUCGCCAAGAUCGGCUGUGUUUCAUGAAGGCAAUUAUGUUUCAGCGGAAAUGUCAAUCGUCUGAACUACCCAACCCAAAAUGGAUCUCGAGAUUUUUCAUCAGUUUGUCAUAGGAUUAGUUUGAUGGCCCACACCAACUCUUGGAAAAUUCGCUGAAGAUGAUAUAAUCAAGUUGACAUCAACUCAAGAAGCUUUAGUGCUUAGUGUAAUGUACCUGGGUGUGGGCAUUGGUACAAUCAUACCGUUGAUCUCAAUGGAUAGAAUUGGGAGAAAAUUGACACUGCUAUUUGGUGCUCUACCCAAAGUGUUCAGUUGGAUUGCAAUCGGUCUGGCUAACAGUCCCAAUACUCUCUGCAUCGGUAGAAUUCUAGCUGGAAUUGGCUGUGGUAUCACCUACACAGUUGCUCCAAUGUACAUCGGUGAGAUCAGCAGUAGACGUACGAGAGGACCUCUUGGUACCAUGAAUGCUGUUUCACUGAAUCUAGGAAUUCUAUUCAUCUACACUGUUGGUCUAUGUGUCAGUCGUUUCACGAUGGCGAUGAUCAGUCUUGCUGGUCCUGUACUAUUCAUCGUAUCAUUUAUAUGGCUGCCCGAGAGUGCGGUUUAUCUCACCCAGAAGAAUCAACUGGUACGGGCCGAAGAGGUCCUCAAGUGGACACUUGGCAAGGAAAAUGUCCAGAAGGAAUUUGAGGAAGUGAAGAGAAUUGUCUCCUUCGAGGAUAAGACCAGGGCCAUUGGAUUUUUCGCUACAUUGAAGAAGGCAUCGAAAUGUCCUGCUAACAGGCGAGCAUGCUGGAUCCAACUCAUCCUGAGCAGUGCCAUUGGUGUCACUGGUGCAGCACCAAUCCUCUCCUUUCAGUCUCAUAUCAUGAAACAGGCGGAAUUUGAUGGUGUUGAUUUUACUAUAAUUGCAACGGGAGUCGCUGUCGUUAUUUCCGGAAUAGUCUGCAUGGCAGUUGUUAAGUUCACUGGAAAAAGAAGACUCCUGCUGGUGUCUGGUCCACCAUUCUUCGGUUCACUUGCCGUCCUCUCCAUCUUCUUCACACUUUUGGAAUACGGAGUUGAUGUAAAGGGUUUUAACUGGAUACCGAGUGUUUUUAUCAUCAUCUAUAUUAUCGUUUUUGGUUUUGCAUUUAAUCCACUGCCAAUAGCUUAUCUGGGGGAAUUAUUCUCAAUUGAUAUGAAGGUCAUUGCUGGAGUGUGCGCUGUUUUGUACUACGCAAUUACAACAACAGUGACGAUAGAAAUUUAUCAGAAAUUGUUUGAGACAUUUGGGACGUUUGCAGCAAUGUGGCAACUGACUGUGAUCACUUUUAUUAUCUGGUGUUUGAUUUGCGUAUAUGUGCCAGAAACAGAAGGAAAGAGCUUAGCGGAAAUACAGACAAUGCUCAGUGAAGGAUUUGUGAAGCGAAGGGAGAAAGAGAAUAAGGGAAAAGCCAGUGAAAUAGAGGCUGUCGAUAUCGGAGUAUAUUCUUUGAGCAAAGUCAGUGUAGUACCGACUUUGAACAAUCCAAUCAAUUAAAGUUAAAGUAACUUUUCCAAUUUUCCUUCUCUUCAUUCCCUUUUUAUACUGUUGAAAACUAACCAAGGAUUUAAUAAAAUGUUUCCAGACUCA
Messenger RNA from Diachasmimorpha longicaudata, 2280 nucleotides. RefSeq names its product facilitated trehalose transporter Tret1-like. Bases 874 to 2187 code for a protein of 437 amino acids. The record is from RefSeq and is a predicted model, not a curated record. Gene Ontology annotation, biological process: transmembrane transport. NCBI's taxonomy places the organism in Eukaryota, Metazoa, Arthropoda, Insecta, Hymenoptera, Braconidae. Gene Ontology annotation, molecular function: transmembrane transporter activity. The transcript is spliced from 4 exons. Gene Ontology annotation, cellular component: membrane.